Molecule: messenger RNA, 3006 nt
Organism: Aedes albopictus (Asian tiger mosquito)
Lineage: Eukaryota; Metazoa; Arthropoda; Insecta; Diptera; Culicidae
Gene: IP3K1
Product: inositol-trisphosphate 3-kinase homolog
Exons: 4
Coding region: 1145-2299 (384 amino acids)
Biological process (GO): inositol phosphate biosynthetic process
Cellular component (GO): cytoplasm; nucleus
Molecular function (GO): inositol tetrakisphosphate kinase activity; inositol-1,4,5-trisphosphate 3-kinase activity
Source: RefSeq, a predicted model, not a curated record
CGAGCUUUAGUUCACUCGCAGACGUCGAACGCAACGCACGCACGGAGGUAGCGAAACGUUUCGGUGGUCCGUAUCGUGUCUACGCCACUCGGUAGUUUGAUUAUUGAACGAUUUUGAUUGUGAUUUUCGCACCAGGCGACGAGCCUCCUUGUUUUGGGGCAGGAUUAUAAAGUGCAUUAGAAGAUUUUUUUUCAUUUGGGGAAGAAGUGGAAGAACAUUCUGGGUGGUUGUUAGAAGUUACGAGCGUGCAAUAUCCAGCUGUUGUAGUGUGAAAAGAGAUUGCUUAUCGGCUCAACUCUAGCGUGAAGUGACUUGUUGAACGUGGAGAUUUCUCGGUUCAUGGUGUGAGAGUAUUGCAUGCUGAAAUGCAUUACUGGUUGUUUGAAUUGUGAUAUCGGAAUUGGAUUCCAGUGAAAGGAUUUCGGAAAACGUUAGUGAAGGUGGUCGUUCGGAGACUGUCAGCUCUGCUAAGGGCACUAGAGGGAAUUUAAGUGGAUGAUUGCACAACCAAUAUUUGAAGAGCAAAUUGUGGCGAAAACAAUAUUUGCAUAAUCUCUCUAAAAGGUGAAGAAAACAAAAUUAUAAAUUAAUGUCUGGUUAAUGGGCGAAGCGUUCAAUUGGAAGUGUACGAGCUGCUCGUUGCAACAACGACCAGGAAAGGAAGCUGGUAGCCCGAGCUGUUGUAAAUGCUAAUUGCAAAUAUAUCUGUGGCCUCUACGACGGCGGUGGUAACUGCGUUGGCCUCUGGCUGUUGAAUGUGUUUCUGAGCGCAAAUAUGUGGUCUCCGGUUCGGUAAAUACUGCGUAUUGAAACAAAACGGUUGCCCUCGGUUGCAGUUCCGUUUGUUAAGUGGCAGCGAGAGAGAUCAAUAACAGCUUUGCUGCAACUCCUUAAAAGGGUGGCUUCCCUCUCAUCUGCAAUCUCUGGACGGAUCGGGGGUUGAGGAGAAAACCUUGAAGAAACCGAUUAUCAUAUCGGACGGGAGGUGAAAAAAUAGCAUUCGUCAAACGGGUUGGGUGUGUUCACUGCAGUAGCGGCAAUCAAUCCCAAGUGGAAACGGGAGAAGAAGACUAGAAAACAUAAAGCAAGAAGAAACAGCGGAGAAGGCGAGAAACAUUCCAUUGUGGUUGGGAUUUGGUGAGGUAUGACUUCGUCUAUCUUCCUCACAAUGGCCGGCUGGACUAGUGACAAGUUUCGACUGAGCUGCCUGGAGAAUCAGGGCCUGAAGCGGACCUUGCUCAAGAUGCUCAUACUGGACAAUGGAAAUAGCAAAAAUGGCAACAUCGAAACCGAUAGAACAGCCACCGAGUACCUGGUCGAACAAGGAGCGCCCAACAACAAGUCGCUGCUCAGCUUUUUUGCAAUCAAUGCUCUUGAGCUGAGUGCCCCCGCUAGUCCCGUCCUCCUGGAGCACAACGCGCCUGCGAUUCCCUCCGGCUGGCUGCAGCUCUCGGGUCACCCCAAGAGCAUUGCCCCCGCAGCCCAUGGAAGCGUUCGAAAGCGCAUAUCCGAUCCCGACGAUGCCGAAGUCGCCGCCUAUCGUAAGCUAUCGGUGGAUUCCCACGCCUCCAAAGUGGUGCCCAAGUUCCUCGGUGUACACCAGCUCAAUGGCGAGCACUUCAUCGAACUGCAGGAUCUCCUCAAUGGCUUUCACGACCCAAACGUUAUGGACAUCAAGAUCGGCUUCCGAACGUUCUCGGAAAACGAAGUCUCCAACACCACCCUGCGCGAGGAUCUCUACAGCAAGAUGGUGGCCAUCGAUCCCAGUGCUCCCACGGCCGAAGAGCACCAGCAAAAGGCCAUCACCAAGCUGCGGUACAUGCUGUUCCGGGAGAACAUGUCCUCGUCGAGCGAGAAAGGUUUCCGGAUAGAGGCCCUCAAGAUGCGCGGUUCCUCGCCGGUCACCGACAUGAAGAAGGUCAAAACCGGACAGGAAAUCCAGGCGACCAUCUCGAACUUCGUCAACGGACGCAAAAGCGUCGUCAAAGACAUGACCAAAAGACUGAAACAGAUGCGGACGCUGAUCGAGAAGUCCGAGUUCUUCCAGCGCCAUCAGGUGGUCGGUAGUAGUAUCUUCAUCGUGUACGACGAUCACAAAGUAGGCGUGUGGUUGAUCGAUUUUGCCAAAUCGCUGCCCCUGCCCGAAGGCGUUCGCGUCGAUCACCGAAGGCGGUGGACCGUGGGGAACUGCGAAGAAGGUCUCCUAUUUGGGGUUGACGAGCUGAUUCGGACCCUGGAAGAAGUGCAUCGAAGCUUGCAGCAGUCGCCGUAUCCUGCCAGUAAGCGCGGUCGUCGAUAGAAGGGAAACUUAAGACAGACACAAACACGUGGACCCGAGAGCUAGUCAUGUAAAUGCUAUUUGAAAAGAACACUACAAGCGAAAAGUAAACCAAGACUGAACCUAGUGGCCGUUGUUGCCAGUAAUAUUUUUUUUUCGUAGAUGCUAAUGCCAGUUAAUUAUAUUCAUAGGCUUUAAGCUAGGUAACACAAACUGAAACAAACAAAAAAUAUUGAGUCAGCGUUCAAAAUGCCCAAUAAGGUUCAAUACUUAAUCAAAGAGACUUGCAUGAAAAAGACAUGUUCUACUUAAAGCAAAGACAAUACUUAAACGCCAUCUUCUCCAGACCAAUUUUCCACAUUGGAAAAGGAACAACACCCAUAUUUGCCUUGAAACUUGUCACUGUAAAUUAUACUCUCCAUAGUUUAGUUGCAGCCUUCGGUAGGCGCCCAAAGUACAUUGAAUGUCGAAACUCCUCGAAAUGCUAUUGAACCUAGAUGUUUGUAUCUACCCUCACAAAAACCAGAAAGAACUACUGAAAGCCACAGCUUUAAGAAAUGCCGAGGAUUGUGAUUAAUUUCUUUGUACAGGUUGAAUGAGUUGCGCAAGUGAAGUAGGUUUUCUUGUUUUACAUCAUUCAACUUUUUAGAUAGGCAAAACCAACACUAUUUAUAAGUAUCAAUCAACACACAAAUGUUGUGAUCAAUAAAUAUGAAAAAUAAUCAAAA